AUGCUUGAAGGCCGACCAGAAAACACUGGGCAGGCCGUUCAUGUGUUUUGGUCUGAUGAACUUGAAAUGAUGAACGGGCUCAGCGAAGAGGGAAUAACCCUUUUGGUUGUAUUGAUUCACUCAGACAAGACAGCUCCGGGUUUCGAAGUUGGGGACAAAGUCGGUUUUUCUCCUGGCAAGUUCAACGACAUUUGCGGAGUGUUUUCCGAUUCAAGUGGUGAGUACGAAGAACCACAGCCAGUGGUAGUAUCUCGCAACACUCAGGAAGAUCGCAAUCCAUUCGGGUCAACGUUCUGUUACGGUACUGAUCAGAUUGUUGUUGAGGUCAUGGAUAACGGCCAUAUAGCUGCUGUCACACUCUUCCAGUAA
This is a messenger RNA of Cooperia oncophora, 369 nucleotides long. NCBI's taxonomy places the organism in Eukaryota, Metazoa, Nematoda, Chromadorea, Rhabditida, Trichostrongylidae. The record is from the annotation of a GenBank genome assembly.